AGGGCUAUUUAUUGCGUUUUACAAAUAACAUGUGAAUUUGGUAUUUUCUGGGUUUGUUCAUUGGACUGCAGUUGAAUUUGUUUUUCCUUUUUACUCUGUUUUCAUUUUUUUCUUUUUUGCGCUUUCAUAGCAUUUGUUUGUUGUAAGCGCGUGUGUCGGAUUUGUUUACACCUCUACUGCUGUUCUGGGGAAGUGGAUUUCACUUUGGUAUAGUAAUUCACACCAUGGAACUGGAGAAGAUUAUUCGAGAUACUCUCUCUGAUUUCAUUCAUUUUCACAUUCCCAAUGCCGAUUUGAGCAUUGUCGAUGAUGUGGUUCUUUCCUAUUUCACUGGCGUAAUGGAAGAUUUAGGAUCCCCGGAAUCUACAGAGGAAAAUUUUGACAUUGAAUCAUUUGUAGAAAUGAUGGAGGCAUAUAUCCCUGGUUUUGCAGAAAUCAGUAGUGUUAAAGUUUUUGAAAUGAUAUUUGAGUUGGCAGAAAAACUAUCCGAAGCCAGGAAUAAAGGUAAACAUUGCAAUGGUUACUUUACAUUGCUUGCUAAGUUGACUUCAAGCAUUAUCACUGAAGAAUUCACUGAUGCAGAACCUCAAAUCCAACUGCUUCUGGAGAUGUUCCCAUCAUGCAGUGUUUCUGAAGUCAAACGAGUACUUCAUACAACUAAAGGGAACUUGGAGGAAACUGUUCAUCUAAUAAUGGAGGGGGAAGAAAAUCGGAGCACAUAUCUUCCUGAGGUAUUGUCCAUUAACUUGGCAUCAUGUAAACCUCAACAUGAAGACCUAAAAAAGACUAUUCUAAAUAAAUAUAUGCUAGUGGAAUGUGAUAAGGACGAGAAGUUUCACAGACCAGUAGCCCCAAAAGAGGUACCAAAGAAAUUGAUCCGUUAUAUUGACAACCAGGUAGUGAGCACCAAGGGAGAACGCUAUAAGGAAAUUAAAAAACCUGAAAGUGAGGAGAUGAAGAAAACCUAUGUCAACCUCAAACCAGCCAGGAAGUACAGAUUUCACUAACAUGCAUUAACUUCCACCUGUGUGUGUCAAGUCAGCAUGCUUCCCUGUAGCGUGUUGUUCUAACCCACACUUCAUUAAGUUGAGGUUUUGCAGUGUUAAAAAAAAGAAAGAAAAUAGGCAAAUCUUUAACUUCAAAGGACACUGAAAGCAGACUAUACAGAUACCGUAUCUACAUGCCAAAGUUAAGCUUGCUGAUACAGGUUGUGAACCUUUUGUUGCUACUUCGGUUUCUGGAGCACACAGGUAGUGGCUGUACAACAGAAAACUGAAUGAUAAUCACAGAUCUGUCCUUUGGGUGGUAGACUGCAAUGAACAAUAUAUACUGUGCUCUAUGACAUUCUUCUGAGAUAACUGCUAAAUUUGCCUAUACGACUUGACUUAUAAAUGAAUAGAUAAGGAAAAAACGACCUGCAUCUCAGAGAGUACCAUGCCUGACUUGAUGCUUGAAAGAGGUGGGGGGCAUUGCUAAAUUUUUGCAUAGUUUUUAUGUGAUGGCAAAGAAGAAGACAUUAAUGGAUUUUUUUACCUCUUUGAAACUUUAUGAUCAAGAAGUUGCAUUAAGGAUGUGAAGCUGGGGAAAUAGCCUGAACAAAGAAAAGAAAAACAGUUAUUUUUUGAAGCAAGACUGCUGUCUUCACUUGAGUAUAUACCCUGCAACUAUAUCACAUGACAAUAUUGCUGGUGCAUGCCCCCUUUGGACUCGUACAUGGCAUCUCUGCACCAUUGUUAGAGGAUGUGCAUGCAUCAGUAUUGAACUGGUAACCCUCAGAACAAACAGUGCUUCUAUUUAAAGCUUGACUUCAUGAUUUCUUAACCUUUCCAUUCACCUCAUAGUAGUUUUCUGAAUGCUCAAAAUCUGGUGUAUUCUCAAUACUUCAGUUGCUUCUACCAGAUGGAUUUCUAAUUUGAUAGGAUACAUGAGUUAAAGAAUAUGGUGUAGCUGUUUUUCUCAUUGAGCCUGGGCAGUUGGGUAUUCCACAGCAAAAUAGAUGCCUUUUAUGUGGCAUAUGAAUGUUUGUGCUGCAUACUGACCAUCCUGACAGUCACUGAGAAGCAGCUGAUCAGAAUGAACACUGUAGGUUUACCACAUGAUAUGCAGUAUGUUUCUAGAUUUUGUAUCCCAUAUAUUGUAACCUCCUCUUUGUAUAAAAAUAUUUCUCUCUC
Messenger RNA from Protopterus annectens (West African lungfish), 2171 nucleotides. RefSeq names its product CUE domain containing 2 (gene CUEDC2). The coding region runs from base 225 to 1007 and encodes 260 amino acids. Gene Ontology annotation, molecular function: ubiquitin binding. The record is from RefSeq and is a predicted model, not a curated record. Lineage: Eukaryota; Metazoa; Chordata; Ceratodontiformes; Protopteridae. The transcript is spliced from 8 exons.